Andrographis paniculata is the source of this 814-nucleotide messenger RNA. RefSeq lists its product as uncharacterized. The coding region runs from base 114 to 569 and encodes 151 amino acids. Lineage: Eukaryota; Viridiplantae; Streptophyta; Magnoliopsida; Lamiales; Acanthaceae. The record is from RefSeq and is a predicted model, not a curated record. Gene Ontology annotation, cellular component: cytoplasm. Gene Ontology annotation, molecular function: mRNA binding. The transcript has 4 exons.
CUUGAUUUUCAUAUAUAUAUAUAUUGAAACCCCAGUUCUUGCAAUGUGCCAUCAGCUCUACUCUACCUUAAUUAAACGUAAAUAAAAUAUAUAAAUAUUUGGAUCGAGAAAAGAUGAACAGGCCAGGAGAUUGGAACUGCAGGGCUUGCCACCACCUGAAUUUCCAGCGGAGGGAGUCGUGCCAGCGCUGCGGGGACCCACGGCCGCCGGCCGGCGACUUCUACGGCGGCAGGGGGAUCGCCGGCGCAUCGGCGUUCCCGUUCACCGGACCCGACGUCCGCCCCGGAGACUGGUACUGCGCACUGCCCAACUGCGGCGCCCAUAACUUCGCCAGCCGCUCCAGCUGCUUCAAAUGCGGCGUCGCCAAGGAUGAACUCGCCGCCGCCGGCGACGCCGAGGCGUCGCGCCACCGUGGACUCAGAUUCGGAGGCGGAGGCAGCCGCUCUGGUUGGAAAUCCGGCGACUGGAUUUGCUCGAGGAAGGAGUGUAACGAGCACAAUUUCGCGAGCCGGACUGAGUGCUUUAAGUGCAGUGCACCGAAGGAGCCCACCAACCAAUCGCCAUUUUAAUGGAAAUUUCUAUAUUUUUUGGUCUGGGCGAUGGGGAAGGUGAAGGCUGAGGAAGAGGGAAUGGGAAUUGGGAGAACGAUGGAUGUGUUCUUCUUUUAAUUUCAUCUGCAACUUUAAUUUCUCAAUUUUAUUUUUAUUUUAUUGAAUGUUUUUGUGACAUGGAACUGAAAUCUUUGGGCUUUAUUUUGGUGGUAUGAAUUAUUAUGAGGAGCUACUAUUAUAUUCAUUUGUGUCCAUUUAAUUUU